Molecule: messenger RNA, 2174 nt
Organism: Pelodiscus sinensis (Chinese soft-shelled turtle)
Lineage: Eukaryota; Metazoa; Chordata; Testudines; Trionychidae
Source: RefSeq, a predicted model, not a curated record
CCCGGCCAGCUCGGCAGCCCCUGCCUUGCUGCCCCAGCCCCGUGGUCCCCGACGCUCGGGCCGUGGGUCUGUUCGGAGCCCGUCCCCCCCCCCAUCUCAAGACUGAACCUGCCCCCAGGUUGCAGCAGCUCCUUCAUUUGGGUACUGAAAAAGGAUCAGCCAUGAAACGUUUAAGAAAAAGCAGCAAUGCUGAGCAGCUUGAGACUUGUGGCAUCUGGCUGGACACUGCAAAGUUAAAGAAGCGCAAAGUACAGACUCUCAUAUCCAAGCCAACUUCAUACGUGCCAAAUCCACUUCUUGAGAAGAACUAUAAUAGUAAUAUUUCAAUCAAUUUACCUCAGCCAUGCACCAAGCAAACUACCAUCUCUUCAUUCUUCAGCAUUCAACCAACAGGUGAAAAGGAUGAACACUUAAAGCCCUAUUCUUUUAUGGCAAAUACAACUCUCAAAGGAAAAGGCUCUGAUUCCUUGGCUGUGAAGAACUGUGUACCUCCUAAGCUAGUGGCAGUCCAGGAUCCAACCCUGAGCCCUCAGGAGGCCAACAUUCAGGAGUGUAGCCAGCCGCUUGUACAACACACACAAGAGUGGAACAUUCCUCUGCUGAACGAAGCACAGUGUAACAGCACGAAGGAGUGCACAGCCAUCGCAAGGAUCUCUGCUGGUGAGACAGAAGACUCUACCCCCAUAAACUUCACACAGGAUUCAGAGGGCAAUAGGGUUUUAGCUCACAAAAAUGCAGCUGACUCAUUCCCUGGAAGUGUUUCUGUAGUACAUGGAAUAAUUUCAAGGAAGAGGGAGACUUACUGGACAGGAGAGAAAGAGGGCCUUUUGUGUUCCAAGAGUGGGAGAACGAGAAUGGGCCUCAAACCUAAACACGUGAUGAAGCAAGGUGGGAAAUGCAAAAACCCGCCCUUCAGUGGAAUUUCUUGUGUGGAUUUCUCAGACAUUGAGAAUAUAAAUCCUGCUCCAAAGAGAAAGAAAGGCCAGCAGACCACUCGUCCUCUGCCCCAGGGGCAAACAGCUAAAGCAGAGCUUCUGAGAGACAGUCAAAAUUGUACUGGUUUUUGGACAAGAAACUAGCAGAAGAGCAGGGGGGCAGUAAAAAUAGUCCUGCUACGCAAUUGUUUACCCAGGAUUCAGAGGGACACAGAAUCAUUUCUCAUCAGCACUUUGAUAAGAAUGUCAGAUCUCCUUUGCAGAAAAAGUGUCUACAGGACAAAACCAACUCCGUUCACUGGGCAACUAGCCCACCCACUGCAACUUGCUUUAAGGUUUAUUCCUCAGGGGCAUCGGCCAGGACUCCUUUAGCUACUACAGCCAUGAAUUCAUGUGAGCCUGAUUUAUGCUAUGACUUGCUAUUCACAGAGGAUUCAGAAGGAAAUAGAAUGAUCAAACAUUGAGUCAUUUUUGCUGAGAAACUGACACUUUAGUGUACACGAACAUUCAUCUGACGUCUCCACAGUGCACUGCUUUCUUUAUGAAAGACUUAUUCCUUGUAUACGUGUACCCAUGGUAGAUACUGCCUAUUGCUGAGUGGUCUAGACCCAGACAUGUAGGCUAGUUACUCUGCAUGCAGACUUGUCUUUGAUUAAAAAGAGAUUUUGCACACACACAGUGUUGUAAUCAAGUUUUCACAUCUAGCCCUACUUCUGUGAACACAGUGACCAUGUUGUCAUACACUGAGUUAGUAAGCCCUUUUGGGGGGAGAGGGGGCAGAAGGAAAGGGUGAUCAAUUUGCGUAUGUGACAAGGCUUGGCUCAGUAGUGGCUCUACCAAAAAACCCCUGUGGGUAUCUUUGAUCUCAUAGGUUGAGGGAUAAGGGCCUAUUACUAUUCAAUGCACCAUGCCCUUGAGUUAGAAAUUCCCAUUCUUCUUGUAACAUUUCUAUUUUGCAAUAUGGCUAAGAAGCCAAAAAGGCUUCCUGACCUCAGUCCUACAGUGUCCACAAACCAGAAGAGCCACAUGGUAUGCAGGCUAGCCUGUCUCUUAACCCUCCCUCUUCCCACAGGUAAAUGUGCUCUAACAGUGACUGACCCCAGAAUUUAGGUUCGGUUGCCCGUGUGUGUUUAUUUUUUUAGUCAUAACAUAAAAUUCACUGGUAGAUCUUAAAAACGGACAGGACCUGUAUAUAACUAACAGCCUUGGGAUUAUUUAAAUAAAGAAAUUUGUAAAGGA